This is a messenger RNA of Diabrotica balteata, 1281 nucleotides long. Lineage: Eukaryota; Metazoa; Arthropoda; Insecta; Coleoptera; Chrysomelidae. The record is from the annotation of a GenBank genome assembly.
AUGGAAAAAAGUUUCGAAUCUGACCCAUAUGCAACAGAUGAAAGUGAUUCGUUUCAUUUAACUGAAAACGAUAAUAGUGGUAACGAAACUUUGGGCACAAGUGAGCAUUCACCAGCAGAAAGAUUUUGUUUAACCGACGAGACUACCGACGAAAAUCCUCACGCCAAAAAAACGACUCAUCACCAAACGACUUUCAAAGUUAAUGUUUGGGCAGGAAUUGUGGAUAACAAUCUAAUGCCCAGUAUUUCUUCCAACAAUUUAAACGAUGAUAAUUUAUUUGCAGUUCUUGACAAACGAUUUACAAUAGUAUUACAAAAACCAAAACGCCUUGAAAUCCCAGAACUUCUCCGUCGGUAUCCAAUUCAAGAUCACAAAGACUUUCCUAUGCCCUUAGAUAUGGUAUAUUUCUGCCAACCUGAGGGUUGUUCUUCUGUCGGGCCUAGAAGAACAGCCCUACGAGAAGCUUCUUCAUUUGUAUUUACUCUAACAGACAAGGAUUCGGGAAAAACGAGAUAUGGAAUAUGUGUUAAUUUUUAUAGGCCCAUUGAAAAGACGCCAGCCAACUUAAACGUUGGAAAGGGAAGGACAAACACGAACCUAAGAAGGGAUUCUUGGAGAAAAAGUAUGGAAAAGAGUUCGGAUUCUGCAUUUUCCAGUGACUAUAGAAGCAGUAAUGUUGGCCCUAGUGACUCGGAGAAGGAUUGUCCAAGUAGAAGAGAUUCUGAGUCAACAACAGGGAAUCUUCCUCGAUUGGGCGUAAUACCAGCUAAUGAUUCGGAAAGCGGUGGCAGUCAUUCUCCAUCUCCUAGAGCUAGUCGGCGGAGACAAAGAAUUCGGAAUUUAUCACUUACAUCUCUGUGUAUUCUAUCUCAUCAUCCAUUUUUUUCGAUGUUUAGAGAAUGUUUAUUUAUUCUUAAAAAGCUAAUUGAUGCAUGCAACGAGUCUUCAAAUCCAAGAAGAGUUGGUGGUUCGAAACAGCUAUUUAGGGAUAACGUUUGGAGCGUAUUAACAGGUCAUGCAACCGAUACCACUUCAUCCAUUGUAAUUCAUGACGUAAAAGAAAUUGAAACGUGGAUACUCAAAUUACUUUCUUCUCCAGUGCCAAUACCAGGAAAAACAAAAGUUGAACUUGAAGUAUUAUCUCCAACCGUAUACGACCCGCUUGUUUUUGCCUUACCGAACCAUACUAGAUUUAGUUUAGUGGAUUUUCCUUUACAUUUGCCCUUAGAAUUAUUAGCUGCUAUUAGCUCCCACGCCUUUUGUUAUUGGUCUUCCUGCUAG